This is a messenger RNA of Temnothorax curvispinosus, 4570 nucleotides long. RefSeq names its product AN1-type zinc finger protein 5-like. The transcript has 4 exons. Lineage: Eukaryota; Metazoa; Arthropoda; Insecta; Hymenoptera; Formicidae. Bases 767 to 1372 code for a protein of 201 amino acids. The record is from RefSeq and is a predicted model, not a curated record. Gene Ontology annotation, molecular function: DNA binding; zinc ion binding.
ACGCGUCCGCCCAAAAGCCCCAGCGCGCGCCUGGCCGCUCCGCGCGAUCGCCAUCAUGAAAACAUUCGCCCGUCGUUAUCGUUGUUUCUCCUCCGUCCUUGCGGGCUGCAGAGCGCGGAUCGGAGGGUAAUAUCGAGCGCGUCGGGCGUCGGGUGCCGGGAUCGUCCGCACGAUCCGCGCGCGCGAGAGACCCACGGACACGUUGUAGCGCCCAACGACACGCACCACGGCUCCGUCCGCCCGUCCACUCCACCGUCGUCGCCGCGCACGGAAACGCGAGGCCCUGAAGGCAGCUCCGUUUCGUCGUGAUUUCGCGUGCCGUGCGAAGUGCGCCGCGAGAGGAUUGUAAAACGAGAGUGAGAGAGAGGGAGAGAGAGUGUGUGUGUGUGUGUGUGUGUGUGUGUGAGCCAGCGCGACGGAAGAAAGAGACGGGCGAUCCUCUGUCGACAGUUCUAUUGUGCGGGGGGUGUCCGCGGAUCGCGAUAAGGAUACGGCCGCCGCCACUUAAAUGCCUCGCACAAAUUUCUACUCCAUGUUGUGCAUCGGUUGCGACACGGCUGCGUGUUGGAAAGUGAGUACAUGGUGACACACGGUUGCAGAGGAGCAAUUGGGAAGAGAGCCGCAGCAAAGGACUACACCUAGUUAUCUUACACCAAGCUGACUGCAACUUUCCACUGUUUCUCAAGGCAGUGAUCGCAACUAGGAUUUAUUAAACGGGAAUUUCCUUGAUUUAACGAAGAGACACUGACACACAAAGACGACAGUUAUGGAACGAGAGUCAAAUCCUAUGCAAGCUCUGUGUCGCAGUGGCUGUGGAUUUUAUGGCUCGCCAGCUACUGAUGGCCUUUGUUCCCUAUGCUAUAAGGAAAAUCUAAAAAAGAAGCAACAACCACCAGUGUCAGCUGCCACCGUACCAACCUCACAGACUGUCUCCAGCAACGCUGGCACGUUGCAAGGCAGUUUCGGUAGCCCAGCAGCAACAGGAACGACGGCCCAACCUACCAUUCCUACUAUACCUCAGUCAACGUCGGAUCUGCCCAGUCCCAAAGAAGUAAACAGAGAAGAUCAGGAAAGUGAAGUAGGUGUAAGCAGUGCGGUAGCUGAAGGUUCAUCGGCGAGUAGUGGCGAUGUAGACGACUCCUUUGAUGGCAAAGAGACUGAUAAAGAAUCUAAGAAGAAGAAAAAUCGUUGUGCUGUAUGUCGCAAAAAAGUUGGUUUGACCGGAUUUGAGUGUCGUUGUGGAGGACUAUUUUGCGCCGUGCAUCGAUACAGUGACAAGCACGAUUGCAAAUUCGAUUACAAAGAAAUGGGCGCUCAAGAAAUUCGGCGCAACAAUCCAGUUGUUGUUGGUGAAAAAGUGCAAAAAAUUUGAACUAUUUAGUGUGUAGUCGUUGGGAAAAUGGUUAUUAUAACUAUAUAAACAAACAGAAUAUAAAAGAAAAACACGCAGAAAACGAGAUAAAUUAUCUGGCAGCUGAUUUGCACGUCGAGGGGUGAAACGAGCGAGCGUGUAAGAUCGUGUGCGAGAGCGAGAGAAUGAAUGUGUGUGUGUGCGCGCGCGCGCGCGCAAGAACGACAGUAAAAUUGUUUUGUAGCUGAAUGCCGAGGAAGGGUAUAGAAAGAGAAAAAAUGAAGAAGAAAAGAAACGAAUAUCAGACAGAACAAAUAAACGAAAGAUUGCAAAUUAGAAUGUGUGCGCGUGAGUGAAUGAAAUUCGUAAUUGGAUGCCAGUGCCAUGUAAGUUUCAGAUUGUCAUCUAGUGAGAGAAUUUUAAUUGAGAAUAUAUCUGGUUACUAACUGCUGCCAGCUUACUACUAUUAUUACCUAUUAUUAUCUUCAUGAUUAUUACGGAUUAUGAUUAUUCUAUAUUAUGUUUAUUAAUUUACUUAAAUAGAAAAUUUUUUGCGAAUAUGAAGCUCGUUUUACGUAAAGGCAGAACUCUUGGUGCGGUCAGUCGGUCCAGGACGUCUUAAGAGUUUUGGUUUGUUCGAGAAAUUUUAUACAUUACUGUUUCGUUUAUAUAUCAAAAAGUAAAAAAUAGGGAAUGUUGCUUAGGUAAUGGCUGACGUUGAUGGGUGAUCACAAUCUUAGGUUAAUAAUUAGUCUAUAAUUAUUAAGUAUAUUAGUCUAUUGAUUCAUAAAUAAUGCAAUGAAGUAUAAGUAGUACUGUGUGUUUAUGUCCAAUUUCACGUGAAUAUAACCAGCAAUUAUUACUCAUUAAAUAUGUUUCAACCUAUAUUGCAAAUAAUUAUUUACACUACGGCCGCCAAUCUGGGAUUUGUAAAUUAAACCCCUCUUUAACGUAUUUCUUCGAUUUCUCUUAGAACAAUAUAAAUGAAUUGUUAACGGUUGAAGUCGAUUAGUUUACUCGUUUCCUUUAUUUUUGCUUGUUUUGCGAGUUUUGUAGGGUAGCUGCGCGAGGUAUUCCGGUGCUGCACAGCAGCGCAUAAUGUAAGAGUAAAUGAUUAAUAAAAUGUCUAGAGAGGCCGGGCAUUAUAUGAACGACGAAAGAUAAGAGAACUAUUAAAGUUUGUAAAGUGUGAACGUAUACUAAAAACCGUGCGCGAAGGAUAUUACACUGAUAAAUUUUAUAAUCCACGUACAUACUUCUAUUUUUCUUCUCCGCGCUCAAAACUCGUGCCGAACUUUUCAUUUUUUCCUUUCUCGCCCGUAAACACCUUAUACAUGUUUGUAAAGUUAUAGCAUACGCGAAAGGGUGCUAUAGCUGUUCAACUUUCUUCUACUCCUGUAAAACAAGAUGAGUGAAAACGAUAAAACUGCGCAAAUCACACCUCACGUAUAGGUCAAUUCCUUAAGAGCUUCAUGGAGUGGGUUUGAAUUUUUCAAGAAAAGAAUAUAUUAAAAAGAAAUACACACUGCGACUUCCCAAUUUCGCGUGAAACAAAGUAACAAUGUCUCCUAUCUUUCUUUUUCUUUAUGUUAUCCCGAGACAAAGCGCUUAAUCUAAAUUGUGCUGCCGUGCUUUUACUUCUCGUUUUGUAAUUAGUGGACUUGUAUAAAAGUGAAUAUUAUUCGCCUAAAAAUUUAUUUUUGCGUCGCCUCGAAAAAAAAAACAUGUACAUCAAAUAUCUUAUUAUUUUCGAUAAAUAUAUAAAGCGUUCUGUUAAAUGUGUAAUCGUAAGGGUCUGUCAGACUUUUUAUGUGUCUUUUCUUUCUUCAGGCUUAAGCAAAUACGCCGCAUUAGUUAUCCCGUAUUAGUUACCAAAUAUACUUCACGCCGUCGUCGCCGAAAGUACUCCAGCCGCGAACGAGUUUUCUCUUCGAACACACGCGCAGCGAAUCGCAGCUGAAUUUCCAAAACAUUACCUAGAAAUUAAGGCAAUCGAAAACGGAUCUUUCGUUGAUGGUCAUCGAUAAUUCGCAUCGGGCACGAUUCUUCGCGAUCUUUACGGGACGACUUAUAUAUAUGCGCCGACUUCACAUAGACAAUAUAUACAUAUAUAUACAUAUAUAUAUCUAUAUAUAUAUACUUUUAUCUUGUAUCAAGAUAUUGUUGUCGAUGAAUAUGUUCUUUUUUCCUUUUUGGCGCACCUUUUUAAGAACGCUGACGAGAGAAAUCAGAAUCGUGUAUAGAAGAAAAAAAACGCACACCACACACGUAGACACACAAUUACAUUCACACAUAUACACGUUACACAUACACAGACACCGAUUAUCAGUAAUAUCGACGGAAUGGUUGCCUUCAGGCCUUCAUCCUAUUUUAGGCAUAGCAUAUUUUUCUAACGUGUAUCGCAAUAUCGGAAUAAUCUUGCCUAGCGAGAGCGAUCGAAUGAUAGGAGGAAAAAGAGGGAGAGAGUGAUUGAAGGAAUGCGUAUGUGGAGAGACUAAGUGAUGCCUGGGGAGAGUGAGGCAGAGGAAUGCGUGCAGGAACAUAAAUGAUUUAUAGAAGACGAGAGAUUGAGAGAGCGAGAGAAAGAGAGAGAGAGAGAGAUAAACAAAAAAGAUUUAUCAGCGACGAUCGUACUCGGCUGACUAUAUAAGGACGUAACACGAUGCUUGUAAUUAUUACGAUUGAUAUUAGUACGUUUAAGCUAUUAAAAAAGUAACAUCAACUUUAAUAUAUUAUAUGAUUACAAUUACCAUCCUUUGAAAAUGCUUUAGACAUUUAGGUUUCACGUACGUAAAGAAAGUUAGUGUGCUCCCUACCUACGCUCUUUCCUCUCUUUCCCCUUUUUAUCCCUCCUCCUUCUCCCCCUCGUCCCUUUCGUCCUCUCUUUCCUCCUGGCCCUACACGGGACCCUUUUGACAGUUCUCGAAAUGUUUAUAAUUAUAGCGGACUAUAUUUAUGUAUAUUUAAAAACAAAAUAUAUAUAAAUGCAUCGCCCCUAACGAAAGCCGGAAAUCGUUUUUUGUGUGUUCUCGACUACUUUAUAUAGAGCUCUUCAACUUAGCACCUCAUCGAAUUAUAUUGUAGCUGUACGCUGUACAAAGAAAAAAAGAGAGAGAGAGAGAGAGAGAUAUGAGGAAACAUCUCCCGAAGUUUGAACGAGGUGCGACCUUAUUUUCUCUGUAAUGAAAAUUUUUGCUGCAAUAAACGGUUUAUCUUUUA